Molecule: messenger RNA, 816 nt
Organism: Closterium sp. NIES-65
Lineage: Eukaryota; Viridiplantae; Streptophyta; Zygnematophyceae; Desmidiales; Closteriaceae
Source: the annotation of a GenBank genome assembly
AUGAGCAAGCUCGAAAGGUUACGCCCGCCAGCGCUCCAGCUACCCGACGACCUCGAUUCCUCCGCCGCCUCGCUCUCUCGCCCCAAGAAUCCCCACCCUCUCCUACCAGCUCAGCCGGACCUCGCCCUCACGAAGGUUCGAUCGCCUGCCACGGCAGCCGCGCGCAAUCCCAAGCGCAUCGUGCUGCAGCGCUGCCACGUAUGCAAUCUGUUAUCCAUCCCGCCAUGUCGCACGUGCCACCUUUUCCUCCCCAGUUCGUUUCCUCCCCAAACCGCUGCUUCCGCCCACCCAUCGUCGUCGCAACUCGUCUCGUCACGCCCCUCAAAUCUGGACCAAGGUAGUAGCAACAGCAGCGACAUCGUCGAUUUCACCACGUGGCUGGAUAUCCGCAACUUGCCGUGUCGCAUGAUGGAACUCGCUAUGACUGGCUACUCGUCCAGCUCUCCGCCUUUCCAUUCCAUUGAAGGUAAUCGUUCUCUCGAGCCGCGAGGCCGUCCCUGCGGCAAGUGCGCCGAAGAUUCGCUUCUUGGGGAAGGAAGCAGGGAAUAUGAGGCAGCGGCGCAUGGGGAGUAUCGCAAGCCGGGCGGGAGCGGAGCCAAGAGCGCGCCGAGCGGGUGGACGGCUGCGCGCGCCGCCGCUGCGGGAAGCGCGUGGGAGCUUCAGUCUCUGUGGGAGUGGGCGGGACAAAUGCUGACGCGAGUGGAGGAGGCGCAGUCACGUCAACCAAAUGCGCGGCAGGCGAAUCAACGGCUGGAUCUGAGAACGCGGUGCGAAGGGAGGACGGGGGAGCGACAAGCCCCAUCGUCUUGUGGCUAG